AUGGGUACCCCAUCAGCUCCCUGUGGGGCUCCACCUCGUUUGGGAAACACCAGGGUGCUGAUCACCCUCAGCAUCAGUCAUGUCUCCCUCCUUCUGGAAGGCACAGCCUACAAGGAGAAGAUGAAGGAGCUCCCGCUGGUGUCCUUGUUCUGCUCCUGCUUCCUGGCCGACCCCCUGAAUAAGUCAUCCUAUAAAUAUGAAGACACCGUGGACCUGAACUGGUGCGUCAUUUCCGACAUGGAAGUCAUCGAGCUGAAUAAAUGCACCUCUGGACAGUCCUUUGAAGUCAUCCUGAAGCCACCCUCCUUCGAUGGGGUGCCUGAGUUCAAUGCUUCCCUCCCCAGACGGCGAGACCCAUCGCUGGAAGAAAUCCAGAAGAAACUGGAAGCAGCUGAGGAGCGGAGGAAGUACCAGGAAGCAGAGCUCCUGAAGCACCUGGCAGAGAAGCGAGAACACGAGCGGGAGGUGAUCCAAAAAGCCAUCGAGGAAAACAACAACUUCAUCAAGAUGGCAAAGGAAAAACUGGCCCAGAAGAUGGAAUCCAACAAGGAGAACCGGGAGGCCCACCUUGCCGCCAUGUUGGAACGGCUGCAAGAGAAGGACAAGCACGCGGAGGAGGUGCGGAAAAACAAGGAGCUGAAGGAAGAGGCCUCGAGGUAA
This is a messenger RNA of Rangifer tarandus platyrhynchus (Svalbard reindeer), 660 nucleotides long. Lineage: Eukaryota; Metazoa; Chordata; Mammalia; Artiodactyla; Cervidae. The record is from the annotation of a GenBank genome assembly.